This is a messenger RNA of Temnothorax curvispinosus, 1144 nucleotides long. It is a transcript of the gene wal, whose product is annotated as electron transfer flavoprotein subunit alpha, mitochondrial. The transcript has 4 exons. Lineage: Eukaryota; Metazoa; Arthropoda; Insecta; Hymenoptera; Formicidae. Bases 111 to 1112 code for a protein of 333 amino acids. Gene Ontology annotation, cellular component: mitochondrion. Gene Ontology annotation, molecular function: electron transfer activity; flavin adenine dinucleotide binding. The record is from RefSeq and is a predicted model, not a curated record.
AACCCGGCGCCCCCGGCGGAACUUUGGACUUGGACGUCACUGAUUAGGGAGCAUUAUUUUUUUUAGACGUUCAACGUUACAGGCGAAAAAGAACACGAAUUUCCGCAACGAUGUUUUCCACUUGCGCGAGGACGUUACGGGCUACUAGCAAAUUCGGUUCGUUGGCACGCUACGAGUCUACUCUGGUCAUUGCGGAGCACAAUAACGAGACUCUAUUGCCGCUCACCUGCAACACGUUGACAGCUGCCAAGAAGAUCGGCGGCGACGUUACCGUCCUGGUGGCUGGCACGAAAUGCGAGGCAGUUGCGCAGAAUGCGUGCAAGGCCAAAGGCGUGUCCAAGGUCUUCCACGCGGACAGCGAUGCGUUUAAGGGAUUUACCGCGGAGUCGUUGACGCCGCUUGUACUCAAGCUGUGCAACGAGCACAAGUUCACGCAUAUAUUAGCCGGUGCGAGCGCAUUUGGCAAGGCGUUGCUCCCCCGAGUUGCAGCUAAGUUGGACGUAUCCCCAAUAAGCGAAAUUAUCGAUAUAAAAGCUUCGGAUACCUUUGUACGUACCAUAUACGCUGGUAAUGCCAUUCAGACUCUUAAAUCUAAAGAUAACGUGAAGGUAGUAUCGGUGAGAGGUACCUCUUUUGAGUCGCUACCUUUGGAAGGCGGUGACGCUAAAUACGAGAGUGUCCCUGCUGGCGACUACACUUCGAAUCAAGUGGAAUACGUUAAACAAGAGCUCAGCAAGUCCGACAGGCCGGAAUUGACGUCCGCUAAAGUUGUGAUUUCCGGUGGACGUGGAAUGAAAUCUGGGGAAAACUUCCAAUUGCUUUAUACAUUGGCGGACAAGCUCAAUGCAGCAGUAGGAGCAUCUCGCGCCGCAGUUGACGCUGGUUUUGUGCCAAAUGAUAUGCAAGUAGGACAAACAGGGAAGAUCGUUGCGCCUAAUCUGUAUAUAGCAGUUGGAAUUUCGGGAGCGAUUCAGCAUCUCGCUGGUAUGAAGGAUUCUAAGACGAUUGUGGCUAUUAACAAAGACCCAGAAGCACCGAUCUUUCAAGUAGCGGAUUAUGGAUUAGUCGCAGAUUUAUUUAAGGCUGUACCCGAGCUAACGGAGAAGUUGUAAAUUACAAAUGACUCGUAUAAAGAUUUGUAUUU